AUGCAAGCGGCACCAGCCACCCGGCCAUCUACAGUGAAUUCUCACGCCGACCCGGAAAACAUCACCGGCGGACCGUAUAGAGGAGCGCACAGCACCCCCAAAAUCCAUGUCGUCAUCCAAAAGCCCGAAACCGACGAAUUGGCGGGAGAGGAAGAGUUCAAGGCCUCGUGGCGCCUUUGGGUCAUUAUCAUUGUUAUCAUGGUUCUGUCCUUGACCUCAGGUCUUGAUUCAACAAUUAUCACCACCUCCUUGCCGACCAUCGCCCGCGAUAUUGGCGGCGCCAGACAAUACGUCUGGAUCGCCAACAUCUUUGGACGACGCAACCCUUUAUUCGUAGCGAUCGCUCUGUUUGCCCUCGGAAGUGGUAUCGGGGGCGGCGCGACGAACGUGGCCAUGCUGAUCGCCGGCCGUGUCGUACAGGGUUUCGGGACUGGUGGCAUCGCUGUCCUCCCGGAGAUUAUUAUCUGUGACCUGAUCCCUCCUCGCUCCCGCGGGCCGUGGCUCAGCAUCACCAUGUCGGGAGCCGCUAUUGGGACUACGCUUGGCCCCAUUAUCGGCGGAACACUUGCUGAGAGGAACUGGCGCUGGAUCUUCUGGCUCAACCUCCCCAUCUCAGCAGUGAGUUGCAUUGUGAUAUUCUUCGCCUUAAACGUACAGUAUACGCGAAGCCCGACCUGGAAGAGCGCUCUCGCCCGUGUCGACUUCUUUGGAACAGCCAUCUUUGUCCCCUCCUUGGUUUCGCUAUACUUCGGCCUCAUCAUGGGCGGCACUACGGGCUAUCCUUGGUCGUCGUGGCGUAUAAUAAUGCCUAUCGUUCUGGGUAUCGCUGGCUGGAUUGCCUUUCAUUUUCACCAAGCUUCCCGAUUCUGUCGCGAGCCUACUAUGCCACCGCAUCUGUUCAAAUCCCGCACAUCGGUUGCAAGUUUUCUCCUCAUCUUCUUAGCAUCUAUUACCCUCCAGGCCGUCAACUACUUUCUACCCGUCUAUUUCCAGGGUGUCAAGGGUACCUCGGCCCUUCAGUCUGGCGUGAAUUACUUGCCAUUCGCUCUCGCCAUUAUUCCUUUUGGUAUCAUAUCUGGGGUUAUCCUUUCGAAGACCGGCAGAUACAAGAUAUUGCACUGGGCUGGCUUUUCCCUGAGUGCUAUUGGUCUUGGGUUAUUUUCCACGUUCCGCGCCGACUCCACCGUGGGGGCCUGGAUUGGAUAUCAGGUGCUUGUGUCCGGAGGUGCUGGCUUCAUCUUCACAGCAACGCUGCCCUCUACGCUUGCAGCCUUGCCGGAGUCGUACGUGGCGACUGCGACAGGCACGUACGCAUUCGUGAGGUCCCUGGGCUUUGUCUGGGGUGUCACCAUGUCUUCCAUUGUGUUCAACGGCCAGGUUAAUGAUAAUUUGGACAUUAUCGAUAAUGUCGACCUACGAAGACUGCUAGCUGACGGUGCCGCAUAUACUUUUGCCGCCGGUAGCAGCGAUGCCGACUCCGGCGUUAGAAAUCUGCCUGACCCAAGCAGAAGUCAGGUAAUUGAGGUGUACGAGAGGUCCCUAAGUGUCGUAUGGUUGGCAUUUGUUGGUAUCUCGUGCUUGGGCUUUCUUGCUACCUUUAUUGAAAAACAUAUUGAACUACGUGAAAGCAACGAGACAGAGUUUGGUCUCAAAAAGAGCACAAAUACGCCUGAUCUUGUAAAGGCUGAAGAUGGUAUCCUAUCAACGGCCAAGACAGAAAAGGCUGCUCCUUGA
Molecule: messenger RNA, 1734 nt
Organism: Daldinia childiae
Lineage: Eukaryota; Fungi; Ascomycota; Sordariomycetes; Xylariales; Hypoxylaceae
Product: putative transporter C3H1.06c
Exons: 2
Coding region: 1-1734 (577 amino acids)
Biological process (GO): transmembrane transport
Molecular function (GO): transmembrane transporter activity
Source: RefSeq, a predicted model, not a curated record